GUGUUUCGUUUCAGACAGGCUCAUUUGUACCAUUGAUCGGCAUAGUUCUUGCAUAGACUGCGAUAACGACAACGACAAUGACAAAAAGAACAAGAAGAACAAGAAGAACAAGGAGAACAAGAAGAACAAGAACAACAAGAAGAACAAGGAGAACAAGAAGAACAAGACGAACAAGAACAACAAGAAGAACAAGAAUAACAAGAAGAACAAGAAGAACAAGAAGAGCAAGAAAAACAAGAAGAACAAAACCAACAAGAUCCUAUUCCAAGCUCCUGCGCCUUCCUAUGCUGCGGACUUGGAUGAGUUGAUAUGGAUCCCCAAGACUCGCGGGGCGAGUUCCGAGUGCAUGUGUUGCUUGGCAUUGGCAGAUGGAGUAGACGAGCUGACAUUUGCAGCUGCCAUGUGUGAGCAAGGCUUUGAGAUGGCAGAAAUCCAUGGGAAGAAAAGGCUUGCAGUUGAAUAUCCCGGCUAUGGCUUGCACAAUGGGAAACGGCGAAUUCCGCUAUGGACUUUAUCCUUGAUCAUUUGCAGUGGCCUGUGGACCGAGGGCAUGGUGCUGGUUGUCGAAGACUCGGUGAUGAUCUUUGGGCGCUCCAUUGGCACGGGACCAGCCAUGGCCAUUGCUGCCACGCCUGGCUUAGCAGGUUUGAUCUUGGUCUCGCCGUUUCUCUCGGUUCAGGAAUUGAUUCGUGACAGGAUUGGAAGCCUGGCAGGUUUUUGUGAGGAUUUCUUCGUGGCGAAGGACGCUGCGCCGAAGGUGAAAUGCCCAACCUUCAUCCUGCACGGCCAGGCAGAUGAGGUGGUCAGCAGCAACCAUGGCAAGACCCUGUACAAAAUGCUCGUGUCCAGAAAACUUCUGGUCAUGCCAACUGAUAUGCAGCACAACAGCAGCUUGCUGAGCAAUCUGUACUUUGCCGGCAAUGACCACUCUUCACAUGUCUGGUGA
Cladocopium goreaui is the source of this 946-nucleotide messenger RNA. The record is from the annotation of a GenBank genome assembly. NCBI's taxonomy places the organism in Eukaryota, Dinophyceae, Suessiales, Symbiodiniaceae.